CCACGUGGGGCGGCGGCGCGGGCGGAACCCGGGCGCGGCGGCUCGCGGCUCGGCCGGGCGUCUGCAGCCCGCGCGCCGGCGGAAGUCGGGGCACCGCGCGCCGCGGCGGGCCCGGAUCAUGCAGACCCCGCUGGCCAUGCCCGUGCCCGUGCUGCGGCUCCCCCGGGGCCCAGACGGCUUCAGCCGGGGCUUCGCCCCCGAUGGACGCCGGGCGGCCCGGAAGCCGGAUGUGGCUGAAGUCUCAGGCUCUGCCGCGGGAGCUCAGGAAUCUCGCGAGGUCCAGGAGCAGCGGGCACGAGCCGCCCUGCGUGAACGCUACCUGCGCAGCCUGCUGGCUAUGGUGGGCCAUCAGGUGAACUUCACGCUGCACGAGGGGGUGCACGUGACCGCACACUUCGGAGCCACCGACCUGGACGUGGCCAACUUCUACGUGUCGCAGCUGCAGACUCCGAUAGGGGUGCAGGCAGAGGCGUUGCUCCGGUGCAGCGACAUCAUCGCCUACACCUUCAAGCUGUGAGAAUGAACCCAAGGGACUCUCCAGGCCUGCAGGUGCUCCUGGGCUCGGAACCGUACGUGUGUCCCUGGAAGCUCAGAACUGCCUCGUUUUUUCCAACAGUGGGCUCCAAGCAACUGUAGCUUUUUGGGGUACCCUGGAUCUAUCAGUUAAAUUCUACAGCCCAGGUUAUUUUGCCCUGCCUCAGAGAACUGUAGAAAUCAGGCUUCAAAACCAAAGCAGAUCCUGAGGACUUUGGAGGAUGACGAGUGGGGAAGAAAGGGCGAAUAAAGGAACAUGAACUGUGCAGCAGAAAAUUGCUUC
This is a messenger RNA of Sorex fumeus (smoky shrew), 817 nucleotides long. It is a transcript of the gene GEMIN7, whose product is annotated as gem nuclear organelle associated protein 7. Gene Ontology annotation, molecular function: RNA binding. The transcript has 2 exons. The coding region runs from base 119 to 517 and encodes 132 amino acids. Lineage: Eukaryota; Metazoa; Chordata; Mammalia; Eulipotyphla; Soricidae. Gene Ontology annotation, cellular component: SMN-Sm protein complex. The record is from RefSeq and is a predicted model, not a curated record. Gene Ontology annotation, biological process: spliceosomal snRNP assembly.